Messenger RNA from Aspergillus novofumigatus IBT 16806, 1015 nucleotides. RefSeq names its product UbiX family flavin prenyltransferase. The record is from RefSeq and is a predicted model, not a curated record. Bases 122 to 853 code for a protein of 243 amino acids. The transcript has a single exon. Gene Ontology annotation, molecular function: carboxy-lyase activity. NCBI's taxonomy places the organism in Eukaryota, Fungi, Ascomycota, Eurotiomycetes, Eurotiales, Aspergillaceae.
CGGGUAGUGUGCCGCAGUACUGGCAGCGCGUCGCCUUAAAACCAAGUCAAGCAACCGAAGGCUCUCUAUCUCUUCCUCAAUUCUUCAGUCUUCUCAGAAUCGAUCCUUGACCCAAUCCACAAUGUUUGCAUCACUGCUACCCUCCGGCGCCAAUACGCCCAACUCUGGCCGAUACAGUCCUGAUCAUACCUCUGAUUCUCAGUCUGUAUCACAUACAAGUCUCACACAGGAAACAUCGACAUCAAACAAUGAGCGCCUCAUUUCACCAGCGAAAGGUCGACGUAAAAGAAUCGUCGUUGCAAUGACGGGCGCCACCGGCGCAAUCCUGGGCAUCAAAACACUCAUCGCCCUUCGGCGGCUCAACGUUGAAACACAUCUGGUCAUCAGCAAAUGGGCCGAGGCCACCAUCAAGUACGAGACGGAUUAUAGUCCACGGAACGUCCGCGCAUUAGCGGACCAUGUGCACAAUAUCAACGAUAUGGCGGCACCGGUGUCGAGUGGCUCUUUCAAGACCGACGGGAUGAUAGUCGUGCCUUGCUCGAUGAAAACCCUCGCCGCGAUCAACUCGGGCUUCUGUGACGACUUGAUUUCCCGCACUGCAGAUGUCAUGCUCAAGGAACGGAGGCGGCUGGUCCUCGUCACGCGCGAAACUCCGCUUAGCGAUAUCCAUCUUCGCAAUAUGCUUUCUGUCACGCAGAGUGGGGCGGUCAUUUUCCCUCCCGUACCGGCGUUUUAUAUCAAGGCUUCUAGCAUGGACGAGAUAGUUGAUCAAAGCGUUGGACGGAUGCUUGAUCUCUUUGAUCUUGAUACUGCUGAUUUUGAGAGGUGGGAAGGUUGGAAGAAGGAGUCAUAAUCGAGUUGUCCAUGGAACUAUGGGGCUUGCCUAAUCAAGCUUAUUUUCCCUCGGCCGUAUUCUGUGGGCCUGAUUUAUAAGGGUAACUUCAAAUGUAAUCGUGUUGCGGCUCAUAUCGGGCCGGCCUGGCUAAUGUCAGGAUAAUCGAAUAGUGGCACUUUC